This is a messenger RNA of Staurois parvus, 515 nucleotides long. NCBI's taxonomy places the organism in Eukaryota, Metazoa, Chordata, Amphibia, Anura, Ranidae. The record is from the annotation of a GenBank genome assembly.
GCGAUCGGCGGUGCGCGCUGUGUCCCUCGGACACAGCGGAUCACCAAUCACGGAAAGAGCCGAAGAUGUCGGCUCAGUCAUGUGAUCAACUGUGUCCAAUCACAGCUGAUCACAUGGCACUGAUGAACAGUGUGCCCUGAUGAUCAGUGUAGCCCCAGCAGUGUCACCUGUCAGUGUCCAUCAAUGCCAUAUAUCAGUGCCCAUCAGUGCCACAUAUCAUUGCCUACCAGUGCACAUCAAUGCCACAUAUCAGUGCCCAUCUGAGCUGCCUUUCAGUGUCACCCAUCAGUGCCACCUAUCAAUGCCAAUCAGUACCACCUAUCAGUGCCAGUCAGUGUCAUAUAUCAGUGCCAUGUAUCAGUGCUGCCUUUCAGUGCCCAUCAGUGAUGCCUGUCAAUGCCCAUGAGUGCCACCUAUACAGUGUCCAUCAGUGCAGCCUAUCAGUGCCCAUCGGUGCAGCCUCAUUAGCGCACAUCAGUAAAGGAGAAAAAUCACUUAUUUACAAAAUUUUAUUA